Messenger RNA from Papaver somniferum (opium poppy), 1322 nucleotides. Its product is annotated as purine permease 3-like. The record is from RefSeq and is a predicted model, not a curated record. NCBI's taxonomy places the organism in Eukaryota, Viridiplantae, Streptophyta, Magnoliopsida, Ranunculales, Papaveraceae. Gene Ontology annotation, molecular function: purine nucleoside transmembrane transporter activity. Gene Ontology annotation, cellular component: membrane. Bases 4 to 1158 code for a protein of 384 amino acids. The transcript has 2 exons.
GCCAUGGAUAUUGAAACAAUAGGAAUUCUUGGAACAACCCAAGAUUGCAAUUCAAUAACACAUACAGAAAAACCAAUCAAAACCAAAAACUGGCUGCUGAUUACUAUAAAUUGUGUUUUUACCAUUUGUGGUGCAGUAGGUGGUCCACUCUUAAUGAGACUAUACUAUCUUCAUGGUGGCAGUCGUAUAUGGCUUAGUAGUUUUAUUGCAAAUGCUGGUUUUCCAAUUCUCAUAUUUCCUCUCAUGUUUCUCUUCAUUCGGUCGAAAUCAUCCGCCGAUAAAAUUUUGUCAUCUUUUUGGUUAGAACCAAAGCUGCUUCUUUGGGGUGUCAUACUUGGGAUUCUGUAUGGUCUUGUUACUUUCAUGUACGCAUUGGGAUUAUCCUAUAUUCCUGUAUCAACUUCAUCCCUUCUCAUGGCAACUCAACUAUGUUUUAUUGCAUUUUUUUCAUGGUUGAUUGUGAAGCAAAAAUUUACAGCUUUUAUCAUAAAUGCAGUGGUUGUAAUGACACUUGGAUCAGUGUUGUUGGGUAUUAAUACCGAUGGUGAUAGACCGAUUGGGGUAUCAAAAGCUCAGUAUCUAUUAGGAUUUCUUUUGACGUUGGGUGCUGCUGCUUUGGCUGGGUUAAUAACGCCUCUCAUUGAACUUGCUUUCAGUAAAGCCACUAGAAACCUCAAUUACUCAAGUUUGCUAAACUUCCAGGUCAUACUUUCAGUUUUUUCAACCAUCGUUUGCGUCAUAGGGAUGCUAGUCAACAGGGAUUUUCAGGCUAUACCUAGAGAAGCAAAUGAUUUUGAACUUGGCAAAACCAAUUAUUACAUAAUAAUGGUGGUGACCGCAAUAGUAUGGCAAUUGUCAGGUGUUGGAACCGUGGGCGUAAUCUUCUACACAAGUGCUCUUUUCAAUGGCAUACUCGGAUCGGUCCUAGUCCCAUUAACAGAAGUAACAGCAGUUAUAUUUUACCAUGAAAGUUUCACAGGAUUAAAAGGAAUGGCAUUGGCAUUAUGUUUUUGGGGUUUAUGUUCUUAUUUUUAUGGAGAAUACAAGAUGAUGAAGAAGGUAGUCCAUGAUGAAACCUCAGAGGUAAUCCACAAAGUCGAAAAUGAUCCUAAUAGAUUGGAUAAUCAAGAAGAACCAUAUACUCUUAAUCCGGUAUAGUGAAAUAAUUUGAUCAUAUUAAUACCGUUGGCUUGCAUUGUUUGUAAGUUGUAACUGCCUAAACUUGGGCUCUGAAUAUCAUUAAUCCAAAGCAAGUGGUUUAUACUGGGAAAGAAGAUUUUCAUCGAACAAUUUAGGUUCAGAAUUCCAAUUGGACACCACUG